CUCUGUGCAACCUCUGACACUGGCAGAGCUAAUUUACAUUUUUGAAAAGUUUUAUUUCAAAAUACCAAAAGAUGAGCAGAAUAUAUUUAGCUGUUGUGCUGUUCAUGAACAUCAAUAGUGCUCUAGCAUCAUCUGCUCUUCAGUGCACAUAUGGAUCCCAUCAUUAUGAAGUUGUUAAUGACAUUUAUCAAUGUUCUGCAGAUGUCAAUAUAAGCAUAACAACCCAAGAUUCAGCAUGUAUAAGCUCUGUAACAGGAUCACAUGUAGGAACCAAAACCAAUGAAGGUGUGAUUGGAUUUCGUGCAGUAGGACAAAAUAUUCAAUUCUUUCCAUUAGGGCUACAGCUCCAAUUCCCAAACAUCGAGCUUAUUCAUCUUGAAAGUUGUCCAUUAAAACACCUGCACAAGUCUGAUCUAAAGGAUUAUAAAAGUCUUGUGUAUCUAUGCAUUUUUAAUAGCGAUCUUUCGAUCAUUGAGGAUGGAAUAUUUGAUAAUAAUCAGCAAUUAAAAUUAAUAAAUUUUGGAAGUAAUAAAUUCUUAAAUAUUGAACCUAGUGCAUUUAAAAAUUUGGAUAAACUUACUCAUUUCUACCUGCAUGCCGUACCAUGCAUUGUUAGAUAUACUAGAGACAGAAAUGGAGUUGAAUCCAUUUUAAACAGCUUAGUAACCCAAUGCAAAAAUCCUGAAUUCUUAUCAAUGCACAAAAAGUUCAAAAAUUUAGAGUCUCGAUCCACAAGUGAAGAUAUUAAGGAAGAUUUGAAAGUACUUCAGCUAGAAUUUCAAUCUUCUGAAUUUUCUGAAAAUCCAUCAUUGAAGACUAGACUCCAAGAACUAAAGGUAGCCAAAAUUGACAAUCUUGGAACUCAAAUCAGUUCAGAUAUGCAAGCUGCUAGUUUUAAUAAAGGAUUAAAGUUUGAUAGUUGUCCUAGAACAGAGCUUAUGUUUAAUGGCAUCAAAUUACAACUUACUGAUCAUGACUCAAAGCUAGUAAAUAUUCAAAAAGUUAUUGAAUCUACUCAAAAUUCCACAGCCAGUUCUAUUGACAAUAUCAUAAGUAGCAUUAAUGACAUGAAGUCUUCAUUAACCAAAGCUAAAGCAGAGCUUAAAACUGACAUUCAGGCAUCUCAAGUAACUUUAAAAGCUUCACAAGACAUCAUCAAGUCAUCACAAGACGAGGUGAUCAGCAAUCUCAGCAAUAUUAAAAUCACAGUCAGUGACGUCGAGUCAUCAUUGAGCAAGAUCAAAGGGUCCCAAAAUGAACUUCAAUCGUCAAUUAAUAAGCUUCGACUGACUCAAAAUGAGCUCGGUAUAGCACUUGAUAAAGUUGGUAAAAAUGAAGAUCUUGAUGAGAAGUUAUCCAAAAUUGAGGUUGUUGAGGAACAUCUGCUAGAUUUUGAGGUUAAGACGAGUGAGAAAUUUCAAGAAAUUAAGCAAGACUUGGCAAGCAGGCAUCAUAAAAUGGGUGUAAAUAUCGAGGAGAAGAUCAAAGGAAUUGAAAAACGGUUGAUUAAGAAGUUUGAAGAUAUAUUGGAAGAAAAGUUGAGAAAAAUUCUAGACGAGAAGCUUGCAAAUAUUAUUGGAGAUCAAAAACUCAAGGAUACUUAAUAUAAAAUUUUGUUAUUCCCCGUCUGAUUUUUUCGUACGUCAGGCUUUGCAAGAUUUAAAAUUGAGAGCAAAAUUCUCUCAACUGAGAAUAAUAUUUACUCAGAUUUAUUCUUUCUUCAUUCUUUAAUCAGCUUUUGCAUUAUAAAGUUCACUUCUUUUUUGUAUAAAUUUUUGGAGGAAAUAAAAGUUUUUAAGAUCU
This is a messenger RNA of Chironomus riparius, 1803 nucleotides long. NCBI's taxonomy places the organism in Eukaryota, Metazoa, Arthropoda, Insecta, Diptera, Chironomidae. The record is from the annotation of a GenBank genome assembly.